This is a messenger RNA of Pelobates fuscus (common spadefoot toad), 4143 nucleotides long. RefSeq names its product zinc finger protein 341 (gene ZNF341). Gene Ontology annotation, cellular component: nucleus. The record is from RefSeq and is a predicted model, not a curated record. The transcript is spliced from 16 exons. NCBI's taxonomy places the organism in Eukaryota, Metazoa, Chordata, Amphibia, Anura, Pelobatidae. Bases 37 to 2514 code for a protein of 825 amino acids. Gene Ontology annotation, molecular function: RNA polymerase II transcription regulatory region sequence-specific DNA binding; DNA-binding transcription factor activity, RNA polymerase II-specific. Gene Ontology annotation, biological process: regulation of transcription by RNA polymerase II.
CAUAAUGCUGCUUUUACCAUUUCUGCAGCUUACAAGAUGGCGCAAACGAUAUUUGAAGCCUUUGAAGGCAUGGAUAACCAGACCGUCCUCGCAGUCCAAUCACUGCUGGAUGGGCAGAGUGGAGUGUCGGAUCCCACCGCACAAUCUGUCAAUAACUCCGGCACCAUACAAGGACUGGAUGAUGAAGAUGUAUUCCUGUGCGGGAAAUGUAAGAAACAGUUUAACUCUCUACCAGCUUUCAUGAUACACAAACGGGAGCAGUGUCAGGGUAACGCACCUUCUCUAGCGUCUGUGUCCAUGGGCUCUCACAGCGUAUAUACCCCAGCGGUGAGCUCCGUCCAACAGUCACAGAUUAACAGACAGAUCUCCACGUACAUUGCGGUUCCUCCAUCUCCGCUAAUCCAGACGUUGGUGCAGGGGAAUGUGUUGGUGAAUGAUGAGGUCCUUCUGUCUGCAAUGUCAGCUCUCACCUCAUUGGACCAGCCAAUGCAUUCCAUACCGGGACCAGUGCAGAGUAACCUGAGUAUGCACACUAGCGGGACUUACCUCCAUGCUCCAUCCUUGCCACCACGGCUGCAGCACCCACCUCCAUCUGCCCCUGCUCAUGGGCAUCUGGGUGUGCCCGUGCAAGCAAACAGCAGCAGCUGCAGUACCGUAGUGCAAGUGUACAGCUCUCCCAUCAGCAUGCCCGGCAACCCAUCGAUGGAAAUGCACGGGCUGAGCAUGGCUCCAUAUACCCAGAUCGAGGUUCCCAGCCAGUGUGUAGAGAGUACAGUCUACAACACCCCCCCAGUAUACAGCCCCGGGAAGCAAGGCCUGAAAUCCAAAACUACAAGCAGCUGUUCUCCAUGUGCUGACUUGAAUGGGAACAGCAUAGGGCCUGUGGAACCAGCUCUUCCCAGCAAAGCUCGUCGCCCCAAGACUGACCGGGUCGUCCAGAAUGGAAAAGUGAAAUCUCCCAAGCUGAAAUGUACCUUUUGUGACAAGGCAUUUGGGAAAAACUUUGAUCUUCAGCAGCACAUUAGAAGCCACACAGGUGAAAAGCCAUUCCAGUGCAUUGUGUGUGGACGAGCUUUCGCACAAAAAUCCAAUGUCAAAAAGCAUAUGCAAACCCACAAGGUGUGGCCAAGGGCCCCCAAUACCACAAAUGCCAAAGGCCAUGUGACACUGCAAGUGGAUCCUCUAAACGGCUCACAACCAGAGGAAACUGUGGAGAAUAAUGCCCCUGGGCAAACCUCUCCCGAGGAGCCACCGACUGAAGGAAUGGACACAGCACCAAAUGACAUGGCAGAGGGCGCAGACGACAAGCAAGUGCUUCUCGUGGACAGCUCCUACCAUUGCCAGUUCUGUACCAGCAAGUUUAGCAGCUAUUUUCAGCUCAAAUCACACAUGACGCAGCACAAGCAGGAACAGGUGUAUAAGUGUGUGGUGAAAGGCUGUGGUCAUACGUCCCAGAAGCUGGAUCAAUUUUUGGAGCAUAUCAAAACCCACCAGGAGGAGAUGACUUAUCGUUGUCACUUGUGUAACAAGGACUUCACAUCCCUCUACGAGAUGAGUAUCCACCAGUAUUCCCACAGUUUACUGCCUCAAAUCGCCCCCAAGAAGGAGAUGACUGUGUACAAGUGCCUAAAGUGUAUGAGUAAAUACUCCACUCCAGAAGCAUUAGAGCAACAUGUUCAGACAGCCACCCACAGUUACCCCUGUCCCCACUGCCAGAAGGUUUUUCCUUGCGAACGCUACCUCCGUAGGCAUAUGCCCACCCAUGGUGGAGGGGGGCGCUUUAAGUGCCAGGUGUGCAAGAAGCUAUUCCGAAGAGAACACUACCUGAAGCUUCACAGCCACAUCCACUCAGGUGAAAAGCCAUUCAGAUGUGAGCUGUGCAAGUCCGCCUUUAAUCGAAAAGACAAGCUGAAGAGACAUAUGUUGAUUCACGAGCCAUACAAAAAGUACAAGUGUCCCUUUGCAUCUCACUCUGGAUGCAACAAAGAAUUUAAUCGCCCUGACAAACUGAAAGCUCAUAUCCUGUCGCAUUCCGGCAUGAAGACACACAAGUGUCAGUAUUGUACCAAAUCUUUCAGCCGACGAGCGCACAUGUUGGAGCACCAGCGCUGCCACACUGGCAAUUAUCGGUAUUGCUGCCCAGACUGCGGCAAAGGUUUUACACGGCAGAAGUACAUGAAAGAGCAUAAGUGCAGACUGCAGGAGGAUAACGAGAAGGAACAGGUUAGGAAAAUCCAAAGGCGGAAAGGACGAGGGAAACCAGAAGAUGAAAGUGUACCAGAGAUGACGGUGACACUGACAGAAUUAAAGAGCAGUACAGAAACUCUUGAUAAUACUGAAGGCCAAAGAAAGGAGCAAUUUCAGCAGUCGGACGCUGUACUUUCCAUAGUGGUCAGUGGUGCUGGUGGCCCCAAUGAGAACUUGACAGUGCCUCCUGUUGUAGACAGUAUGACCCCAACCACUGUGACACUAGCAGAGCUGACAGUACCUAUAUUUAUCCAGAACCCAGAAUGAGCUGAGAUGAUGGAUUAGAUUAUGUUAGCAAUUUAGCUGCCCUUCUCACUAUGAAUUCUAGAACGUUAUCUAGUAGAUGUGGAGCUCUGUAUAAUUACAGUUAAAAUAAUCAAAGUCUUGGAGUCUUUGCAGAAGACGGGCUGCUUACAAUUCCUGUUAUCCACCGAGACAAAGAUUUGAAAAAACGCAAAUCUUCAUUGGAUUUCUCUCCAAUAUUACUCCGGGUCUGCAUUUAUUACCCAUACACUUCUGACUGUAAUAUUAGCUUAAAAUUUUGAUGGUAAAGAAAGGAAAUUGGGGGAUCCCUGUCAGAUCAACGUGAGCAGAAAGCGAAAAUAUAGGGGUCAAGAAAUGUGUUGUAUCUACUUUGGGCAUUGUUGGUCCUAAAUUACAGGAUAUUAUUCCUUGAUUCUCGAUAAAGAAACUGCUUGACAUACUGUCAGGAGCAAGAGUAUCCCAGCAUGCAACUAUGGAUCAGUCCUAGUCAGGAUGUCAAAAGGAUCAACAUGAUAGCAGCUUUUUAAUGGUCCAUAGCAUGGACCAGGUUUAGCACUAGGAACUCGAAAAAGGCAAGACAAAAGGGAAAGAGAGUAUCCUAGUCAAAACUAGCCUACGGCCAAGAGACUACGUAAGCGAUUCUAGAACUUCUUGAAAUACUCUUGAAUGAUUUAACAAGGCCAGAGGUCAGCAUACCAGAUAUCAGUGUAGUCAGGGCCUGCUAAACCAAAAGCACAAAUAACUCCCAAAAAAUUACGAACGUACUAACAAAUGGCAAGAACUAUGACAUGGCAUGGUGCCCCCCAUGAUUCUGGUCUUAAAUGUGCUAGAUUCUGCAUCAUGUUAGCUGCACAUUUUUGCUGUGUAUUCAUCACAACUACAUUGAUGUAAACUGAAGUUAUCAGCGGAGACCGUGUGAGAGCGCGUUAUACAGGAUAUACUGUGCAGGCUGCAUCACACAGAUGAGAGAUUCUGAUACGAAACUGUAUGUCAGGAUUUUCCUAAAAACAUGACUGUUACCGAGCCAUCAGGGCUAAACUAGUGAAUCGCUGAUUUUACGGUUUGACAUGGAAAGAGGUCAAGCUUCUGAGAGUUCUAAAUAUGUAAGCGCAAACAUUGUCACUUUCACCUUUUCCCAUUCAACUUUCGUUUAUCAAAAGGGCUGAGACCAGCUUUGCAAAUAAUAGUAAAGACUAUAACCAUUUUUUCUACAGUGAAGAAGAAAGCAAUGAUCAUCUGUUAACUAAAACCAAUGCCACUCAGUGCAUUGAAUUUCUCACCCUCGUUAGAAGGGUAUAUAUGUUUUGUGUGCUUCAAAUAUAUUGUAUAUUGUGUAUUUUUUAAAAUAUAUACAUACAUGUUCUCUUACAUGUAUGAUGUACCUAUACAAUUGUGUAUAAAUGUAUUCAACAUAUAUACAACACUGUUUAAAAUGUUGGGUAAUGUUUGUCAAUUAGAAUUAAAGGGACAUGCAUCACUUGAUACAUUUUUUUUCUCUCUGCAAAUGAAUGCCACUGUACAUGGAAUAUGACUUAUUCUGGACUGGCUAAUUACAUACUAAUGCAGCAGCAAUAUAAACUAUCUCGGUAUGUACAGCAUUUCACAUACAGACUGCAAGCACCAUGACCACUU